AUGACAGGACCAGCAGGUCCUCAAGGGCAGUCGGGCUUCCAGGGUUUACCUGGUUUUCAGGGUCCCGUAGGUGAUCAAGGUGCUACUGGAAGUGCUGGUCAAUCUGGACCAACUGGAGUUCAGGGACCAACUGGACAAACUGGUGCAAAAGGACCGGACGGACCAAGUGGUUUACCAGGAGACACUGGACAAACUGGUAGCACUGGAAUUGCUGGAUCAACUGGUUCACCUGGUUCAUCUGGAUCGCCUGGAUUACCUGGAAUUAUUGGGCCUCAAGGGCAGUCUGGACAAAAGGGUUAUACAGGAGGUACGGGUGUUUCUGGCAUUAGAGGUGCAACUGGUUCGCUUGGUCAACCUGGUCAGGUGGGUCCACCAGGUUUUCCAGGUCAACCUGGUUCUACUGGAGCCGAUGGGACAGGUGGACUUCAAGGUUCAACAGGUUUUCAAGGUUCUACAGGUGUGCAAGGAUUUACAGGAGAUGAGGGCGAUAAAGGAGUUCAAGGACAAAAUGGUGCCCCAGGAUUUCCUGGACCUCAAGGACCACAAGGUUCAGCAGGUUCAUUUGGACCACAAGGAUCUCGUGGUUCGACUGGAUUACAAGGUCCAGCAGGUUCAGUUGGUAACACAGGACAAGCAGGUGGGCCAGGAUCUCCUGGUGUACAAGGUUCUACAGGAGCAACUGGAGCCACGGGUUCUCCAGGUCCUUCCGGGAACCUGGGAAGUACUGGUCCGCAAGGACAACCAGGUCCACAAGGUGUUCCUGGUUCAACCGGUUUUAAAGGUCAACCUGGAUCACUUGGAGCUACUGGCACAACUGGUAACCCCGGUGGAACGGGCGAUACAGGCAGCCAGGGGUUUCCAGGUCCUCAAGGAUUUACAGGUCCAAGUGGCAGCAAAGGUGCCACAGGUUCAUCUGGACCAGUCGGUGUAAAAGGACAAAAUGGAGCAACCGGCCAACCAGGACUUGUUGGUGCAACUGGUGACCAGGGUGACACAGGUCUCCAGGGUCAAACAGGUUCCACUGGAAUCAGCGGUCCACAGGGACCUCCCGGAAGAAGCGGAUCAACUGGUCCAAGAGGUAUGUAG
Helobdella robusta is the source of this 1086-nucleotide messenger RNA. RefSeq lists its product as hypothetical. The record is from RefSeq and is a predicted model, not a curated record. Lineage: Eukaryota; Metazoa; Annelida; Clitellata; Rhynchobdellida; Glossiphoniidae. The coding region runs from base 1 to 1086 and encodes 361 amino acids. The transcript has a single exon.